This is a messenger RNA of Cryptosporidium muris RN66, 254 nucleotides long. RefSeq lists its product as uncharacterized. The annotation marks the transcript as partial. Gene Ontology annotation, molecular function: transmembrane transporter activity. Gene Ontology annotation, cellular component: membrane. The record is from RefSeq and is a predicted model, not a curated record. NCBI's taxonomy places the organism in Eukaryota, Apicomplexa, Conoidasida, Eucoccidiorida, Cryptosporidiidae. The transcript has a single exon. Gene Ontology annotation, biological process: transmembrane transport.
AUGAAACGCCUUAACAUUUUCACCGCCGUAGUGGCAUCGCUGGCGGGCCUCCUUUUCGGUUUUGACACAGCCGUGAUCUCGGGCGUCACCACCGCGCUCCGCAAGGUGUUCGAACUGAGCGACGCCGGGUUGGGGCUUACCGUCGCGGUCGCGCUUCUCGGUACUUGCGUCGGCGCGCUAGGUGCCGGGCUCGUCGGCAACCGGCUCGGCGGGCGCGAUACGCUCAAGAUGGUCGGUUUCCUCUUCGCGCUGGC